Messenger RNA from Coffea arabica (coffee), 2043 nucleotides. RefSeq names its product sesquiterpene synthase 31-like. Gene Ontology annotation, molecular function: magnesium ion binding; terpene synthase activity. Gene Ontology annotation, biological process: diterpenoid biosynthetic process. The record is from RefSeq and is a predicted model, not a curated record. Lineage: Eukaryota; Viridiplantae; Streptophyta; Magnoliopsida; Gentianales; Rubiaceae.
AUGGCGUCAACUCAAGCUUCUUUCCACUCAAACAGCCUACAAGAGACCGUCCGCCCGUUAGCAGCCUUUCCGGAAAACAUUUGGUCUGAUCGUAUCGCUCCGUUUACUCCCGAUAAGGAGGAACAUGAAAUGUAUGAAAGAGAGAUUGAAAUGUUGAAGGCAGAAGUGAAUAGCAUGCUUUUGGCAACCGGAAAGACCGUGAUGGAGAGAUUCGACUUUAUAGACAAAAUAGAACGACUUGGUGUCUCGCAUCACUUUGAUAUCGAGAUUGAAAACCAAAUACAAGAAUUCUUUGAUGUGUAUACCAACUUUGGGGAGUAUUCAGCUUAUGAUUUAUCUAGUGCAGCGCUUCAAUUCCGACUUUUUAGACAGCAUGGUUUCAAUGUCUCUUGUGGCAUCUUUGACCAAUUCAUUGAUGCUGAGGGUAAGUUCAAGGAAUCCUUAUGCUAUGACACAAGGGGUUUGUUGAGUCUAUAUGAAGCUAGUCACGUUAGAACACAUGGAGACGAAAUUUUAGAAGAAGCUCUUGCUUUCACAACCACUCAUCUGACGUCUGGAGGACCCCAUUUGGAUUCUACUCCUGCAAAACAAGUGAAAUAUGCCCUUGAGCAGCCGUUGCAUAAGGGCAUCCCUAGAUACGAGGCCUGGCGUUACAUCUCCAUCUAUGAGGAAGAUGAAUCUCACAAUAAAGUAUUGCUGAGGCUAGCCAAGUUGGAUUACCACUUGUUGCAGAUGUCAUAUAAAGAAGACCUUUGUGAGAUAACAAGGUGGGGAAAGGAAUUGGAGAGUGUAUCGAAAUUUCCAUAUGCAAGGAGCAGAUUUGUGGAAUGCUACUUCUGGGCUGUUGGAGCCUUGUAUGAACCUCAGUACUCUCUUGCUCGAAUGACUACAGCGAAAGCAGGAGCCGUUCUUACAAUGAUCGAUGACAUCUAUGAUGCUUAUGGCAAUCUUGAUGAACUUCAAAUUCUUACAAGCUCCGUGGAAAGGUGGGAUAGCAGUGGAGUCGAUCAACUCUCGUACUACAUCAGAACUUCCUACACCACACUUCUGAAAUUUAAUAAGGAACUCGGGGACGAUUUAGCUAAAAGGCAAAGAACCUAUGCAUUCGACAAGUAUAUAGACGAUUGGAAAAAUUACAUGAGGACAAGCUUCACUCAGUCUAGGUGGUUCUUCACAAACAAAUUGCCUUCUUUUGCUGAUUACCUGAGCAAUGGUGCGAUCACAAUCGGAGCUAUUCUUGUAUCAUCAGCAGCUCUCUUGUACAUGGAUUGUGCCUCAGAGGAUGUUAUCAACUGGCUGUCAACUAAUCCAAAACUUAUGGCUGCUUACUCAACACAUAUGCGAUUGAUGAAUGAUUUUGGAGGUCACAAGUUCGACAAAGAAAGGGGCAGUGGCACAGCGCUUGAAUGCUACAUGAAGGACUAUAAUGUAUCAGAGGAAGAGGCAGCCAGAAAGUUUCGAGAGAUGUGGGAGGAUACUUGGAAGGUUAUGAACGAGGAAUGCUUGAGGCCUACUCCCAUUCCAAGGGAUGUUCUCAAAAUGCUUCUCAACAUCACAAGAUGGUGCAUGUUGAUGCCUUCAAGGGAUUGGCCCUAUGAAUGCAGGCAGUAUCAGUUAGCGAAAUUUCAGUAUGAUUCUUUGGUGAAGCUAUUUUUGGUGGUUCAACUUAAGAUUGUAGUCAAAUGGGUUGCCUCUCAUUCGAAUGGCGAGGGUCUUGAGGUAUGGCUUAUGGAUUAUGCUGGCUUUGAUAGGGUGUCUUUUGGUGGGGAUAGUGCUAGUGGCAACUUAGCACAUAACAUGGCGUCGAGGGUUUGGCUGGAGAUACUAGACGGCUUCAAUCUUGAUGCAAUUUUUCUCAAUUGUCCUUUUGUUUGGGGGAAAGAUCUAAUCAGUAUUGAGCUAACGAAAUUACAGGCAAAGGCCUAUGUUGAGGGCAUCUGGCAUUAUGUUCACCCAAAAUCUACGAGGGUUGAUGAUCUAUUGUUGAAUCCUCUGAUAGAACCAAACCUUUUGAAGCUAGGCUGCAAAAGGGUGUUGAUGUGA